Filobasidium floriforme is the source of this 1344-nucleotide messenger RNA. RefSeq lists its product as uncharacterized. The transcript has 7 exons. Gene Ontology annotation, cellular component: cytoplasmic stress granule. Gene Ontology annotation, biological process: mRNA splicing, via spliceosome. Gene Ontology annotation, molecular function: mRNA binding. Bases 1 to 1344 code for a protein of 447 amino acids. The record is from RefSeq and is a predicted model, not a curated record. NCBI's taxonomy places the organism in Eukaryota, Fungi, Basidiomycota, Tremellomycetes, Filobasidiales, Filobasidiaceae.
AUGACGGGCAAUUACGGCCCGGCUGCUGCUGCCGCUGCUGCCGCAGCCGCUGGAAACACGACUGGACGGACCGUUUACGUUGGGAACCUUCCUCCAGACGCCUCGGUCGACGAGCUGAUGAAUCUCGUCCGUUUCGGACCUGUCGAAUCCGUUCGGUUGUUGCCGGAAAAAUCCUGCGUCUUCAUCUCCUUCCUCGAUGGAGCUACCGCCGCCGCUUUUCAUGCCGACGCUACUGUCAAGAAGCUCACCUUGCACGGUCAAGAGCUCAAGAUCGGUUGGGGCAAACCUUCCACUGUCCCAUCUCAGGUGGUCCAGGCGAUCGCCUUGGCUAAGGCAACGAGGAACGUCUACCUCGGUGGAUUGGACGAUUCGUUGACGGAGAGCGAGCUGAGGGAUGACCUUUGUCGAUUCGGACCGAUCGACCAGGUCAAGAUCGUCCGUGACAAGGGGAUCGGGUUUGUUCACUUCCUCAGCAUCGGGGCGGCCAUGAAGGUCGUCUCUUCCCUGCCUAACGAACAGGCCUGGCAAGGAAAGAGGGUCGGAUAUGGCAAGGACCGAUGCGCCUACGUGCCCCGAGCCCAACAAGCUGCCGUCCAGCUCGCUCAGCAACAAGCCGCGGCUGCGCUGGGUCACACGCUCGGAAUGCCCGGAGCGCCUUUCCAAGCCUUCAACCCGCUGUCGCCUGCCACGCUGUAUAGCAGCACAUUCCAUAGCCCGGUACCUCGUCAAGGCGGGUUUGAGAACCAAGACCCUUACAAUCAGACCAUGUCAAACCGAUGCAUCUACAUCGGUAGCAUACCCGAAGAGGCCGAAGCAUCGGACGUAUUCGAUGCCAUUCGGGGUGGACUGGUCGCACAGCUGAGAUACCUAAAGGAAAAGCAUUACGCGUUCGUUACCUUUGCGGAUCCCAACGCAGCUGCCAGCUUUUACCAACAAGCAACCGGCCAUGGAUUGAUGAUUCACAACACCAAGGUCAAGAUCAGCUGGGGUCGAUCCGUGAGCAAUCUCAGUCCAGCCGUCAUGGCCAACAUCACUUCGGGAGCUACGAGGAAUGUCUAUAUCGGAUCUGUCGACGAUUUCGAAAAGUUCAACGAGGCAAAGCUGAGGCAGGACUUUGGCGAGUUUGGAGAGAUCGAGCAGAUCAACUUCCUGCCCCCUAAAAAGGCUGCAUUUGUCAACUUCUGCACUGUGAGCAACGCUACCAAGGCGAUCGAGCGAAUCCGGGCGAAUCCCGAGUACAACAACUUCAAGAUCUCGUACGGCAAGGACAGGUGUGCCAACCCACCCAAAUUACAGUAUGUCUUUCGUUGUAUCCAGGAUCAUUACAGACGUUCUGAUCACUAA